CAGUCAAAAUUUUUUAAUAUACACAGCCCAUCAGAUCUGCAAAGUGGCAACAGAUAAAGUGGAUUGUGCACAUAUAUUAGCAACAUGGAGCAGUAUCUGAACCGACGAGAGAGCUGCUGGCAGCAUCAGCACAGGAACACGGGUGCUGAGAAUAUGCUGAUGCGCCGCAUUUACAGCUCAAUGGGCAUGUUCAACAGUUACCAUUCCAAUUGCAAUCCAGGCACGGCCGGACAGGACACUGGUGCCAUAUACAAUCUGGAGUUCAAUGCUGAUGGAAACAUGGUUGUUGCGGCCACUGAGCGCAAGUGUGUCCUCGUUUUUGAUGCCAUCACUCAAAAGGAAAUCUUCAAAAUUCCCGAUGCCCACUCAGACAGUGUUAAUUGCAUUAAAUUUUUCGAUGAUCGUUUGUUCGCCACAGGCUCCGAUGAUUUUACAGUGGCCUUGUGGGACCUGCGCAACAUGAAACAAAAGAUGCGUGUGCUUCAUGGUCAUUCGAAUUGGGUGAAAAACAUAGAGUACUCGUCCAAGGAUAAGCUGCUGGUUACUUCUGGCUUUGAUGGCAGCAUAUUUACGUGGGACAUUAAGUCGCAGACUGAGCAAGGCUUGAUCUCACAGCGUGUUUUCCAUGCCAGUGGUCUGAUGCGUUGUCGCAUUUCACCAGCUGGAGAUAAGUUGGUUUUGUGUACCAGCAGUGGUUACAUUAUGAUUGUGCACCACUUGGAUCUGACGACAUUACACAAGGAUUUGUGUGGAUUCCGGCCUGGCAUCUACAGACUGAUGCAGCUGGGCGAUCAGUACAUACCACAGGCUGCAAAAUAUGAUCAUGUCUUUUCGAAGUACCAGAAGAAGAAUCGUGUAGAACUAGUGACAGAUUUUCCAGAGCAAAACGAUGCGGAGAUGAUAAUGGCACUACAGAUACAUCCACAGUGCCGCUGUAUGCUGACCAGGAAUGUAAGCUGCGAUGAACAGAGCGAAUGGACUUGCAUCCAUGAUAUUAACGAGGAACCAGAACUGAUUGAUGAUGACAGUAAUGAUGAGGAUGAGCCCUUGACCAAGAAGAAACGCACGCUAUUGGACCAACCGCUUGAAGCAGACCAAGAAGAGCCACCACAGCGUGGUGCACAAGGUCGGUCUCAUGUGCGACGAAUAUUUUACCCGCGUAGAGUGAACGGCACAAUGUCGUUGGUCAGUGCGGGCUCCGAUAGCUUUAUACCGGACAUCUGGGCGGCUGAGGUAACAGUGCAGGAGAGAGCUAUACGUCAAAGUCGAGCACGAAACUCUGCCAAUCAUGUCAGCGGCUACAACUUUGUUUACGCCAUCAGUAGCGGGGUGCUGCCACUGCGCUACUCCUCGGCCGCUCGGUUUCUGGGCGGUGCAGCACGUACACGUGCUGCCCUGGGUGGAGAUCAGAGUACACAGACAGAACCUCCUGCUGCAACCUCAGAGACAGCCGGUAGUCGGAACAGUAGCACCAGUGGCAGCGGCGCUAGUGCUAGUGCUAGUGGGAGUAGUAAUACCAAUAAUGAAAGCACCGUCGGGCCAGAAGUUGGCGCAGGUUUGCGCAUGCGCCCGCUCAGCAACAUCUCAGCUGCAGCUGUGGCAACGGCAGGCGAGAAUGCGGCACAUACCAUAUUAGUGAAUGCUAAGAAGCUGCUGUACUAUGCCUCCGAGACAAACAACAAGCCAGGCUUCAUCAAGGAGCCGGGAUUUUCGGCGGAUGGCCGUGUCAUAUGUUCGCCUUAUGCCAAUGGGGUGCGGCUGCUCGGCUAUCAGGCAGACUGCAGUGACUAUCCCAGCCAGGUGAUGCUGGAACAGGUGAAGCAUAGUCCGCGGCAGCUUGUGGAGUUGGCUAACAUUGUUGAACAUCAGGAUGUGGUGCUUUGUGCCAAGUUUAGUCCACGCGAGCCACUUCUAGUAACUGGAUGCAAUAGUGGCGAGGUGGCUUGGUAUCGGCCAUAUCUCUAAAUGACGAAAGUAAUUUUUAAACUGUACAUUUUUUUAUUAGCUCUAGACCCAUUUCCUAAUUUUUCGAAGAACAUCAACAACAAUGUAAUUGCCAAUAAAUUUUAAUAUCGGGCGAUUACAGAGAACCGAUUAAAUUAAUAUCCAUAA
This is a messenger RNA of Drosophila navojoa, 2112 nucleotides long. Its product is annotated as DDB1- and CUL4-associated factor 10 homolog. Gene Ontology annotation, cellular component: Cul4-RING E3 ubiquitin ligase complex. The record is from RefSeq and is a predicted model, not a curated record. Gene Ontology annotation, molecular function: protein binding. NCBI's taxonomy places the organism in Eukaryota, Metazoa, Arthropoda, Insecta, Diptera, Drosophilidae.